AUGACUUUGAUUAAAUAUAAAACUAGAAAGAAAUCGAAUUAAAUGCUUCUACAAUCUCAAAUGAAGAAAUUAAACUAAUAACAGAUACUUUAAUUAAUUGCCGCAAUUUAAGUCGUUUAUCUAUCUAAACUAUAUAUACUUAUAUUAAAAAAAUUAAUGAAAGUGGAGCUCUUGAGAUUGCUAAUCUUUUAAUUAAAUAAAAAAAU
This is a messenger RNA of Tetrahymena thermophila SB210, 206 nucleotides long. Its product is annotated as transmembrane protein, putative. The annotation marks the transcript as partial. The record is from RefSeq and is a predicted model, not a curated record. The transcript has 3 exons. Lineage: Eukaryota; Ciliophora; Oligohymenophorea; Hymenostomatida; Tetrahymenidae.